GUUAGUAUAUUAUAUUAGUUGAGCUGCAUGUAUUCUAAGUCCAAUGGCUACUUUAAAGAUGAAACGAGUGUCAACUACUCCUCAUGUACUAAUAUUUCCGGCACCGGGUCAAGGCCAUGUGAACCCCAUGCUGAAGCUAGCGGAGCUUUUAGGACUCGCCGGUCUUCAGAUUACCUUUCUAAUCUACCAGCAAAUCCACGACGAUCUAACUCGCUAUUCCGAUAUCAAAAUUCGUUUCAGCAAAUACUCAAAAUUCCAAUUCAAAACUUUUCCAAAUUUUCUACCGGAAGAUCGCCAUGGUCGCCGGCGAUUCAUACAUGUAGCGGAGGAAGUGAGAAACUUUAUAGAGCAAAUGAAUCUGAGAAGCAAGCCAGUUUUUGAGAAGAUGAUGAUUGAUCACCAGCACAGUAGUGAUAAUCCGCCGUUUACAUGUGUAAUUGGCGAUUCAUUAAUGGGAUUUGUACAAGAUGUCGCCGGCGAUCUUGGAAUUCCGGUGAUUCAAUUUAACACCGCUAGUUCUUGCUUUUUCUGGGCACUUUUUUCUCUACCUCGAGUUCUUUCAGCCGGUGAACUUCCUAUUACAGGGAAAAAAGACAUGGACCGCCUAAUAACACAAGUUCCAGGAAUGGAAACCUUUCUCCGGUGCCAAGAUCUUCCCGGUCCAUUCCGAGUCAGUGACACAUCCGAUCCGACACUUCAAACAUUCUUAGGGGAGCUAAGAACACCACAAACCCUAAUCAUAAACACAUUUGAAGAUUUAGAAGCACCAAUACUAUCUCAAAUACGAACCCGUUGUCCCAAAACAUACCCCAUUGGUCCUCUUCACGAGCUCCUCAAAGAUAAACUUAAAAAAACUCACGGAUCUAGUUCAUCCGCUAACGAUCUUUGUGAAGUGGAUAUAACCUGUAUGAAAUGGCUCGACGAUCAACCUAGUCAAUCCGUACUCUACGUAAGUUUCGGAAGCUUUACGAGAAUAACAAUGGAUCAGUUCAUCGAGUUUCGGCAUGGUAUAAUUAAAAGUAAUACAAGAUUUCUCUGGGUUAUAAGACCUGGCUCUGUUACUAGUACAAACGACAAUCCUGAACAAUAUUAUUCUGAAGAGCUUUUUCAAGAGGGUAAAAAUGGAAAUGGAUAUAUUGUCAAAUGGGCCCCACAAGAAAAGGUUUUAGGGCAUAAAGCAAUUGGUGGAUUUUUAACCCAUAGUGGAUGGAAUUCAACUUUGGAGAGUAUAGUAAGUGGUGUGCCUAUGAUUUGUUGGCCUUAUUUUGGUGAUCAACAAAUUAAUAGUAGGUUUGUGGGUGAAAUUUGGAAGAUUGGAUUGGAUAUGAAGGAUUUAUGUGAUAGAGAGAUUGUGGAAAAAAUGGUCAAUGAUUUAAUGGUGAAUAGGAGGGAAGAAUUUGUGAGAUCAUCGGCUAUAAUGGCAGAAUUGGCAAGAAAAAGUGUUGAAGAAGGCGGUUCUUCUUCUAGUUAUUUGGACAGAUUGAUUGAGGAUAUAAGGAUGAUGAGCAUAGAAUAGAUAAAAUAUUUAUAGAAAUAAUUGUUGCCAUAAAUGUCUCCAAGAUAUAUAAGGAGAAAUUGUUUAAAUUAUGGGCAAAUAUUGAUAGUAGUGCCUUUCUAAAAAUAAUACUGUUGAUACUCCGAAUGAGCUCAAUGCUUGGUGGUUUGUUUUUGAUGGGUCUGCUUUGCCAAAUUCGAGUCCUUAUAAAAUGGUUGUUAGAAGUUUGGUUUUUUUUAUUAUCACUCGUCCUGAUAUUGCAUAUGAUGUUCAAAUAAUCAAACAAUUUGUUACUUCUCCUACUAUAGUUCAUUGGGCUGAUGUUAUUCGUAUCU
Molecule: messenger RNA, 1830 nt
Organism: Mercurialis annua (annual mercury)
Lineage: Eukaryota; Viridiplantae; Streptophyta; Magnoliopsida; Malpighiales; Euphorbiaceae
Product: 7-deoxyloganetic acid glucosyltransferase-like
Exons: 2
Coding region: 44-1516 (490 amino acids)
Molecular function (GO): UDP-glycosyltransferase activity
Source: RefSeq, a predicted model, not a curated record